Molecule: messenger RNA, 1650 nt
Organism: Gracilinanus agilis (Agile Gracile Mouse Opossum)
Lineage: Eukaryota; Metazoa; Chordata; Mammalia; Didelphimorphia; Didelphidae
Product: rho guanine nucleotide exchange factor 9
Exons: 8
Coding region: 16-1650 (544 amino acids)
Molecular function (GO): protein binding; guanyl-nucleotide exchange factor activity
Source: RefSeq, a predicted model, not a curated record
UGGGAUCAUGUCACUAUGGCCAACCGGGAGUUGGCGUUUAAGGCGGGUGACGUCAUCAAGGUCCUGGAUGCUUCCAACAAGGACUGGUGGUGGGGCCAGAUCGACGAUGAAGAGGGAUGGUUUCCUGCCAGCUUUGUGAGGCUGUGGGUGAACCAGGAAGACGGUGUGGAAGAAGGGACCAGUGAGGUACAGAAUGGGCACCUGGACCCCAAUGCCGACUGCCUCUGCCUGGGCAGAUCACUGCAGAACCGGGACCAGAUGCGGGCCAAUGUCAUCAAUGAGAUCAUGAGCACCGAGCGCCACUAUAUCAAGCACCUCAAAGACAUAUGUGAGGGUUACUUGAAACAGUGCCGAAAGAGGCGGGACAUGUUCAGCGAUGAGCAGCUGAAAGUGAUUUUCGGCAACAUCGAAGACAUCUACCGGUUUCAGAUGGGCUUUGUACGUGACUUGGAGAAGCAGUAUAAUAAUGAGGACCCACAUCUCAGUGAGAUCGGGCCCUGCUUCCUGGAGCACCAAGAUGGCUUUUGGAUCUAUUCGGAAUAUUGUAACAAUCACCUGGACGCAUGCAUGGAGCUCUCCAAGUUGAUGAAAGAUGGCCGCUACCAGCACUUCUUUGAAGCUUGCCGCCUGCUACAGCAGAUGAUUGACAUUGCCAUCGAUGGCUUCCUCCUGACCCCAGUGCAGAAAAUCUGCAAAUAUCCACUACAGCUGGCAGAACUCCUGAAGUACACAGCCCAGGACCACAGCGACUACAGGUAUGUUGCAGCAGCCCUCGCCGUCAUGAGAAACGUGACCCAGCAGAUCAACGAGAGGAAGAGGCGUCUGGAGAACAUUGACAAGAUCGCCCAGUGGCAGGCCUCGGUCUUGGACUGGGAGGGGGAGGACAUCCUGGACCGGAGCUCGGAGCUGAUCUAUACUGGGGAGAUGUCUUGGAUCUACCAGCCGUACGGGCGCAGCCAGCAGAGGGUCUUCUUCCUCUUUGACCACCAGCUGGUCCUCUGUAAAAAGGACCUGAUCCGGAGAGACAUCCUGUACUACAAAGGCCGCAUCGACAUGGACAAGUACGAGGUGUUCGACAUCGAGGACGGGCGCGACGACGACUUCAACGUCAGCAUGAAAAAUGCCUUCAAACUGCAUAACAAGGAGACUGAGGAGGUCCAUUUAUUCUUUGCCAAGAAACUGGAGGAAAAGCUUCGCUGGCUCCGGGCUUUCAGAGAGGAGAGAAAGAUGGUCCAAGAAGAUGAAAAAAUCGGCUUCGAAAUCUCCGAGAACCAGAAAAGGCAGGCUGCCAUGACGGUCAGGAAAGUCAGUAAGCAAAAAGGUAAGACCCCGCCCCGGGCCACGCUUGCAAGAUGGGCCAGCAGCAGGCCCGGCGUCUCGGGCCGCCCUCUCGCUGGCCUGCCUGUUUUCCGAGAAGCCCUCAUAACAAAGAAAGAGACCGAGACGGUCCCUUCACUAGUCCACGUCAUCCUGCCGCCCCGUGCUCUCAAGGCCUCCCCCGUGCCAGGCCCGCUCAGUAGAAUGGCACGACGUUCAGGAGGCAGCCGUUGGCUGUGUUGUCCUCAUUCUGCUGCUUCUCCAAGCCCUCGUCCCCGUCGUUUCUCACGCCACGGCCCGCUUCCGUUGGGUUCUUGCCCAGGCCGCGACUGA